This is a messenger RNA of Saccharomyces paradoxus, 1023 nucleotides long. It is a transcript of the gene ADO1, whose product is annotated as adenosine kinase. The record is from RefSeq and is a predicted model, not a curated record. Gene Ontology annotation, cellular component: nucleus; cytosol. Gene Ontology annotation, biological process: purine ribonucleoside salvage. Gene Ontology annotation, molecular function: adenosine kinase activity. The coding region runs from base 1 to 1023 and encodes 340 amino acids. Lineage: Eukaryota; Fungi; Ascomycota; Saccharomycetes; Saccharomycetales; Saccharomycetaceae. The transcript has a single exon.
AUGUCCGCACCAUUGGUAGUAUUGGGUAACCCACUUCUAGAUUUCCAAGCCGACGUCACGGCUGAAUACUUGGCCAAAUAUUCUCUAAAGGACAACGAUGCAAUUUUAGUCGAUGCCAAAUCAGGCGAUGCUAAGAUGGCUAUUUUUGACGACCUCUUACAGAUGCCAGAAACAAAGCUUGUUGCCGGUGGUGCUGCUCAAAACACCGCCAGAGGGGCUGCCUACGUUUUGGGGGUCGGUCAGGUCGUCUACUUCGGUUCCGUCGGUAAGGACAAGUUCAGCGAGAGAUUGCUUAACGAAAACGAAAAAGCAGGUGUCAAGUCUAUGUACCAAGUCCAAAAUGACAUCGGUACCGGUAAGUGUGCCGCAUUGAUCACCGGCCAUAACCGGUCGUUGGUCACCGACUUGGGUGCUGCCAAUUUUUUCACUCCAGACCACUUGGACAAGCAUUGGGACUUGGUCGAAGCGGCUAAGCUGUUCUACAUUGGUGGUUUCCACUUGACCGUGUCUCCAGACGCUAUUGUUAAGUUGGGCCAACACGCCAAGGAAAACAACAAACCUUUCAUUUUGAACUUCAGUGCUCCUUUCAUUCCUCAUGUUUUCAAAGACGCAUUGGCCAAAGUUUUGCCUUACGCUACCGUCAUCAUCGCUAACGAAUCCGAAGCCGAAGCCUUCUGCGAUGCCUUCCAAUUGGACUGUGCCAACACUGAUUUGGAAGGUAUUGCUCAAAGAAUCGUCAAGGACUCUCCAGUUGAAAAGACUGUCAUCUUCACCCACGGUGUCGAACCAACAGUCGUCGUGUCGUCCAAGGGAACCAGCACGUACCCCGUCAAACCAUUGGACUCCUCUAAGAUUGUCGACACCAACGGUGCUGGUGACGCCUUCGCUGGUGGUUUCGUGGCUGGGUUGACUAAAGGUAAGGAUUUGGAGACCUCUAUCGACAUGGGUCAAUGGCUAGCUGCUUUGUCUAUUCAAGAAGUUGGCCCCUCUUACCCUUCUAAAAAAAUAUCUUACUCCAAAUAG